Molecule: messenger RNA, 294 nt
Organism: Racocetra fulgida
Lineage: Eukaryota; Fungi; Glomeromycota; Glomeromycetes; Diversisporales; Gigasporaceae
Source: the annotation of a GenBank genome assembly
GACCGGAAUUUAUUGACAUUACUUGGAACGCUGGUGGAACUUCAUCACAGUUAACAAGUGAAAUCGUAUCUACUGCUCAAUCUGUAUAUGGUUUAGAAACUGUUAUGCAUCUCACGUGUACAAACAUGCCCAAAGAAAAAAUUGAUAAAGCUCUCAAGGAUGCUAAAGAUUGCGGAUGUCAGAAUAUUCUUGCUCUUCGUGGUGAUCCUCCACGAGGUCAACUUAACUGGGAAGCUUGCGAAAAGGGUUUCUCCCAUGCUAUCGAUCUUGUCCGUUAUAUUCGUGCGCAAUAUG